This is a messenger RNA of Dissoconium aciculare CBS 342.82, 2880 nucleotides long. RefSeq lists its product as uncharacterized. Gene Ontology annotation, cellular component: nucleus. Gene Ontology annotation, molecular function: ATP binding; ATP-dependent DNA damage sensor activity; mismatched DNA binding. Lineage: Eukaryota; Fungi; Ascomycota; Dothideomycetes; Mycosphaerellales; Dissoconiaceae. The coding region runs from base 1 to 2880 and encodes 959 amino acids. The record is from RefSeq and is a predicted model, not a curated record. The transcript has a single exon. Gene Ontology annotation, biological process: mismatch repair.
AUGAAGGCCAGCGAAUUGCUUCAAGCGACAUUACCUCCGCUACCUACAGAGGAAGAACCAGCUUCCACCAAGCCAGAUCGCAAAUACCCACCUUUAUUGCAGCAGCAUCUCAACAAUAUGCGCGCAUUCAGCGAUUGUAUUCUUCUGACGAGGGUCGGUGACUUUUACGAAAUGUACUUUGAUCAAGUAGAACAGUAUGCUCCGCUGGUAAAUUUGAAGAAAGCGCGCAAGCCCACAGCGUUGGGCGACGUCCCCAUGGCUGGGUUCCAGCACACACAGCUCGAGCGCUACCUCAAGAUGUUUGUUCAGGAUCUCGGCAAACCAGUGGCCAUCAGCGAGCAGAUCAGAAUCCCGGACGCGGAGCGUGUAGCUCGGAAUGGAGGACCGCUGUUCGAUCGUAAGGUCACUCGCGUCAUCACAGCAGGAACGCUGAUCGACGAGACUUUUAUGGAUCCAUUCGAUAACAACUACUUGCUCGCGAUCCACUUUGCUGGCACCUUGCCAGAUUUUCCUACCGAUAAUGCAAGCAGGGAACUGUAUGAACGGCAUCGACGAGGUACCAAAGUUGGGCUCAGCUGGGCAGAUCUAUCCAGUGGCGAUUUCUUCACGCAAUGUGCUGAUCUUGCAACCUUGCCAUCUUUGAUCGCGAGGAUCAAUCCGAAGGAAAUCGUUCUCGAGGCAUCUUUGGAGGAGCAAGGUCCUCAGCGAUUGCAGAAGCUUAUGGGUGACAAUUUGUACUCCAUACACUUUCACCAAGCGGCGGACUUGUCGCAAUCGAUCUCUGACUGGACGCCGACGCUCGAGGCUGAAAUGACGGAAGACGCUCAAUCUGAAUUCACGCCUGUAGAGAUUACUGCUGGCAACCUCGUUCUCGAUUACAUCCGAGACAAGGUCCGGGACGCAAACAUUCAACUUCAGCCUCCGGUGCGGAAGACCAACGAAGAGUACAUGGCCAUUGACAAGCAAAGUCUGCGCAAUCUCGAAAUUCGAAGCACGCUGCGUGAUGGACUCAUGCAAGGAAGUCUGCUGCAUGCGGUCCGUCGUACCGUCACCAAGAGCGGCGCUCGCCUUUUAGGUCAGAGAUUGGUCGCACCAUCGACGUCCUUGAGCAUUAUCAAUAAUCGCCUAGACCUUGUGCAGGAAUUCCUCGAUCAAGAGGCUUUACGUGAAGACAUCGUCGCUCUUCUCAAACGUACAUCCGACACGUAUCGUUUGUUACAGAAAUUCUCCAUUGGCAAAGGCGACGCAGAUGAUCUGUUGGGCUUGGCCAGGACCGUGGAGCUGAUGCAGCAGGUGUCCGAGAUCAUUCACGAUCACAUCGUAACCAGGCUAAGUCAACCUGGAUCCGAAGAGGAAGAUGUAACAAGCGACAUCGUUGACAAUGAAUACACUUUUCUUUGGGACAUUCUGGCGCGCUUAGAUCUAGAGAGGCCUCUUAAGGUCGCCCGCAAUAUUCAAGCAGCAAUUGACGAAAAAGGCUUGAACCAGAAGCAGCUCGCAGAAGAGACAUCGAUGGCCGAAGCGGAAUCGAUGGCAGAAGAGGUCAUUACUGCAGACGCGGUCGGAGAGAAGGUCCCCAAGCUAUCGCGGCGUAAGAGUGCCACGCAAUCUCUGUCAAGUUCAGGGAUCCCACCGCUCGAGGACAUCUGGAUCAUGCGAAGAAAUGCAUCGCCAACUCUCGAUCGUGCUCAUAGCGACCUCGAUGAGUUGCUCGAGGCACGAGAGACACUUGCCACACAACUUCGCCAGACGACACAAACGGAUGGCCUCACAUUGCGAUGGAGCGCAGGACUGGGCCAUUUCUGCCACAUCAAAAGCAAAUCUGCUCGAUCCAUCGUGGCCGAUCUUGACGGCGCCCGUGCUAUCGGCUCCACUAAAGGCACAGUAUCAUUCUACCUCGCCGACUGGACGCACCUCGGCGCCCGUCUCGACGACGCCAAGCUCCGCAUCCGCAGCGAGGAAGACCGUUUCUUCCGUAAGCUGCGCUCAGAAGUCCUCGAGAAUCUGAUGAGACUGCGGCGCAACGCCAGCGUCCUCGACGAGCUCGACGUCGCCUGUAGCUCCGCCAGCGUCGCGCAAUCUCGAGAUUGGACGCGACCCAUCAUCCACGGCGGCACCACACAUAACAUCAUCGGCGGCCGCCACCCCACCGUCGACGUCGGCCUCCAAGACCAAGGCCGCUCCUUCACCACCAACGACUGCACGGUCGGCGACAACUCCGAAUCAAUCUACCUGAUAACGGGGCCCAACAUGGGCGGGAAAAGCACCUAUCUCCGACAGAACGCCCUGAUCACCAUCCUCGCGCAGACCGGCCUCUUCGUGCCCGCGACCUACGCCUCCAUCGGGCUGGUGGACAAACUCUUCAGCCGGGUGGGUUCGGCGGACAAUCUGUACCAAGACCAAUCGACGUUCAUGGUAGAGAUGCUGGAGACGGCCGAGAUCUUGAAAUCCGCGACGCCGCGAUCGUUCGUCAUCAUGGACGAAGUCGGACGGGGGACGACGCCGGAGGACGGCGUGGCGGUGGGGUUCGCGUGUCUGCACCAUCUGCACGAGGUCAGCAAGGCGAGGGUGCUGUUCGCCACGCAUUUCCAUAAAUUGACCGAUCUGACCCGGUCCUGGGGGGGCGUGGCGUGUUUCUGUACGGACGUGCAGGAGGAACGGAGCGGGAGGUCGGAGUCUGAUGGCGAGGGGCGCGAGGGAGCAGAGGGUGGGAGGGGCGAAGGGGCGUGGACGUACCUUCAUAAAUUGAAGAGGGGCGUCAAUCGGUCGUCGCAUGCUUUGAAGGUGGCGCGCCUGGCGGGUCUCCCGGAGAGUGCGAUCGAAGUGGCCGAGGGCAUGCUGCGGGGCAUGCAGGCGGAAGACGAUGCUGAGAAGAGAUGA